AUGCAUGACUUACGGACGGACUUUGAUUGCGUUACUUUAAUUGUGUUUAUUUCUUUGCAUUUAUUGUUUUGUUUUAUUGUUUUCACCCACUCUUUUUUUUUCUUUCGUUCUUUCAGUCUGCACGCGUGUGUGUGUGAAUUCCACGUCAUGGACGAGGAUCGACGCAGGGCGAAGCAAAAGAGGAACCAACAGCGUUGGCUGGAGCGACAGGAGCGGUCGCGGCUGAAUCGCGCGGAGAUUCGCGAGCUCCGAACGCGAAUUGAGGAGUUACGCGCCCUGUUGGACUCCGCGGAGGGUGGCGACAGGCCCGGCGGGAAUCAGAAGGCGGCAGGGGAGCCGCCCGCAUACACGCACUUCAAUCAGCUGCCCUUGUCGCAGCGCACUCAACUCGGCCUUGAGCGUGGCGGCUACAAGCGCAUGACGCCCAUUCAGAGCGACGCACUGCAUCUUGCGCUCGCCGGCUAUGACGUGCUCGGUGCGGCCAAGACGGGCUCCGGCAAGACGUUAUGUUUUGUCGUGCCUGUGCUCGAGCGGCUUUUUGUCGAGCAGUGGGACACGGCGAUGGGCGUGGGGGCACUUGUCUUAAGCCCCACCCGUGAGCUCGCGCUGCAGAUAUUUAAGGUGCUGCAGCUUGUCGGCUACAAGCACACACACUCCGCUGCGCUUCUUACGGGCGGCCGGGACGUGGAGGAGGAGCGGAAGCGCCUGGCGGCGAUCAGCGUUAUUGUCGGGACGCCCGGUCGCGUUCUGCACCACCUCGAGGACGACGCGGACCUCGUGACCGACAACAUGCAGUUGUUUGUCAUGGAUGAGGCGGACCGGCUGCUGGACAUGGGCUUCCGUGAUGCGAUCUGCGGUAUUAUGCGGCACCUGCCAACAGCACGGCAGACGCUUCUUUUUUCUGCGACGCAGACGACGGAUGUUCAGAUGCUUGCGCAGAUGUCGUUGCGGAAUCAGCGAUAUGUCACGACACACGCCUCCACUGCCGCACCCACGCCGGCAACACUCUGCCAGAACUUCAUUGUGGUCGAGCUGCACCGCAAGUUAGAUGCCCUCCUUAUGUUUCUCAAGCGACACCCGAAUGACAAGACCGUCGUCUUUGUAAGCACCUGUAAUCAGGUGCGGUAUAUGUAUCUUGCCUUCUCCAAGAUUUUAAAGAAGAUGCGUAUCCCUUCUAUGUGCCUUACAAGCAAAAUGAAGCAGUUCCGUCGAGAGGAGGUCUUCUUGACGUUCUGCCGCUGCAAAGCUGCCGUUCUCUUCUGCACCGACAUUGCCGCGCGCGGACUGGAUUUCCCGCUUGUGCAUUGGGCCGUGCAGUAUGACUGUCCCGACAGCGCACAAACGUACAUUCACCGUGCUGGGCGUACCGCACGCGCUGGGGCACGUGGGGUGAGUCUGCUCUUUUUAACCCCGCAGGAGACUCCUAUGUUGUCUUUCCUCGCGCAUAAGCAUAUUCCACUGCGGGAGAUCGCCAUUCGUCCCGGGCUGCUGCAGGAGUCAAAGGAGAUAUUCGUCGCGUUGGUAGUGCAGGGACUCAAGUACGAGGCGCAGAAGGCCUUCAUUGCGUACCUCCGCUCCGUCUACUUCUCCGCCAACAAACUUGUUUUUGACGUGAACGCCAUUGAUUUUGAUGCCUUUGCACACUCGCUCGGUCUGUUGAAGGUGCCUAACAUGGCGGAGCUGCGGAACCUGCGACGUGGGGCGAAGAACUUGCCCUGGGACGUCGUCAACUACAUGGCCCGGCAACAAGGGCAACAGGAGGCGCAGAAGCAGCAACACGUCACUCGCCGUGAGAAGCAUCUUGGCGCGUCCGACAUGUUCCGCACACUUCAGCAAAAACAACGCUACGCCGUAAGGGAUGACGAUGAUGAUAAUAAUAAUAAUAAUAAUAGUGCUAGUAAUGAAGCGAAGGGUCGGUGCGUUGGCCCCGGCCGUGGCGACGACGACGAUGAGGAGGAGGAGUAUGAUGACGGGUUCCUCGUGCAGCAUCGACGGACAAACAACACCCACCAGAGGCGUGACAACACCAACAACGACGGUGACGAGUCGCAGCAACAGGAGGCGGCAUCCAUGCGAUUGACUCCGGCGGAGCGCAUCGCUGGUCUCUCGAAGCGGAAGGUGCGGAGGUUCAUCCAAGCGGCGGACUUGCGGGUGCGGGACCUCGGCCUCAGCGAGCGCAUCGUCUUUGACGACGAGGACGAAGAGGAGGAAGAAGAGGAGGACGAGGAAGCCAAAAAGCGCCGCGUUGCCCUCCUCGCAGCGGCGGUGGCGUCGAAGAGUGAGAGAAGCGAAGACGAGGGCGACGACGACGACUACGCGGGACGGCUGCGGGAGCGCGUGCUGCGGGAGGCGGAAAAGGAUGCCGACCGCGCAAAGCGACUGCGGCGGCUACGGCGGCUGCAGCGCGACAGGAAAAUUAAGAAAAGCACAUCACUCAGCGAGGCCGGUGUGACCGCCGCGAAUGGUGGCAGGCGGCCCGCCAACGGGGGCGACAACGGCGCCAGCAGCGAUGAAUACGACGAUGACUACGAAAGCGGCAGCACCACGUCCCUCUCACGGAUAAUAAAAGCCGCAAAGGGCGAGUUGUACUCCGACGACGACGGCACCUCCGCCAGUUCCGAGGACGACGACACGGCGGUGCGACCAAAAAAGAAGGCCCGACACGCAUACAAAACAACUAACGAGUAA
This is a messenger RNA of Trypanosoma cruzi, 2688 nucleotides long. Its product is annotated as ATP-dependent RNA helicase, putative. Gene Ontology annotation, molecular function: nucleic acid binding; ATP binding; RNA helicase activity. Gene Ontology annotation, cellular component: nucleus. The transcript has a single exon. Gene Ontology annotation, biological process: rRNA processing. Lineage: Eukaryota; Euglenozoa; Kinetoplastea; Trypanosomatida; Trypanosomatidae. The record is from RefSeq and is a predicted model, not a curated record. The coding region runs from base 1 to 2688 and encodes 895 amino acids.